Messenger RNA from Petromyzon marinus (sea lamprey), 1182 nucleotides. RefSeq names its product trafficking protein particle complex subunit 4 (gene TRAPPC4). Gene Ontology annotation, cellular component: TRAPP complex. Lineage: Eukaryota; Metazoa; Chordata; Hyperoartia; Petromyzontiformes; Petromyzontidae. The record is from RefSeq and is a predicted model, not a curated record. Gene Ontology annotation, biological process: endoplasmic reticulum to Golgi vesicle-mediated transport.
ACCCCAAAGGCGCCAUCGUCGUGACGUCCCCCCCCCUCACCCCUCACCAAGAUGGCGAUCUUCAGCGUCUACAUUGUCAACAAGGCGGGGGGCCUCAUCUUCCAGUACGACAACUACGCCCCGAAGACCGAGGUGGAGAAAACCUUCAGCUACCCCCUCGAUCUGGUGCUGAAGGUGCACGACGAGAAGAUAGUCGUCGCCUUCGGCCAGAGGGACGGCAUUAGAGUGGGGCACGCGGUUCUGGCCGUGAAUGGCCUCGACGCGGUGGGACGCACGCUGCCGGAUGGCCGAGAUGUCCUUGCGGUGAUCAACAACCCUGACAGUUACCCCUUGAACCUGCGCUUCGGUCGCCCGCGCCUCUCCUCCAAUGAGAAGCUCAUGCUCGCCUCCAUGUUCCACUCACUAUAUGCUAUUGGGUCUCAGCUGUCUCCUGAGCUCAAGAGCACUGGCAUAGAAGUCCUGGAGACCGACACAUUCAAGCUGCACUGCUACCAAACUCUUACGGGAACCAAGUUCAUGGUGCUCUGUGAACCCCGGCAAGCAGGGAUGGACGCUUUGCUGAGGAAAGUGUACGAGUUGUAUGCGGACUACGCCCUCAAGAACCCCUUCUACUCCCUAGAGAUGCCCAUACGGUGCGAGCUCUUCGACCAGAACUUGAAGGCCGCCUUGGAAGCCGCUGAGAAAGUGGGCACGGCAGGGCCGGGUAUAUGACUUUGAGCCGCACGCGACGACAUCACAACUCCCCUGACCCUGUUCUCUCCCUAUGGAGUCUCGCCACGCCCCGGGUUGCCGGAAUUUCAUUUUUCGUGCUAGGAUUUCCAUGUAAAUUUACACGACGUGACAUCGCAAUAUUAGUUUUCCUUCUAAGUUUAUAAUUGUACUUUGCGUUUCUAUACUUUCAGUACGAAUAAAGGUAAAAAAAGUAAUUCGACUGCAGUUCGCUGUCUGUAAUACAUCUUCUAAUCAUAGCAAAUUUACAAUCUGUACGAUGUGUCUGUUGUAGUAUCACCAUAUCGCGGCUAUCCUACACCGACGCCCCAACCCCUUGUACUGAUCUCACGGGCUAACUUUGGGCAAUGUAAUUAUUAUAUACAUGUAUAAAUGUUUGCCAGUUAACAAACACGUUUUUAUUUAUGUAUUUUUGUUGGUCCCUUGAAUAAAUUACUUCUGUUUCAGAUGUUU